AUGGUUAAAAGCACCCGCGCCAAAACUCUCUCCGUCCUACAAGAUCGAGUCGCGAGAUGCCGUCGCCUCUACGCCCGCACAGGCCAGCUGGUCCUCAAGAAGCUCUACAUGUUUUCCGUGGAAACCAAGAUGACAUUCGCAUCCCGACUCUAUGUCAAGCGAGGCAGAGACGAGAAGGGAACCAAGAAACACGACUAUCUCGGCUCCGACAAUGAUAGCAUGUUUGACAUGCCAGACGAAGAGCACAAAGGAUAUAUCGGUCGCGGCCAUGAGGAACUUGACAGAGUAGUGAAGGAAUUUGGGGAGGAUCAAGACAAUUGA
This is a messenger RNA of Cryptococcus amylolentus CBS 6039, 321 nucleotides long. RefSeq lists its product as hypothetical. The record is from RefSeq and is a predicted model, not a curated record. Bases 1 to 321 code for a protein of 106 amino acids. The transcript has a single exon. Lineage: Eukaryota; Fungi; Basidiomycota; Tremellomycetes; Tremellales; Cryptococcaceae.